Molecule: messenger RNA, 3723 nt
Organism: Serendipita indica DSM 11827
Lineage: Eukaryota; Fungi; Basidiomycota; Agaricomycetes; Sebacinales; Serendipitaceae
Source: the annotation of a GenBank genome assembly
AUGGCUACGAUUCCUCACAUUUCUCUCGACGCUCCAAGAGCACAGAUUGUCAAGGAUUUACGACAAGCAUCUCUCUCUAGCGGCUUCUUCCAGCUCGUCGACCUCGGAGCACAUGUUCCUCGCGAAAUCAUUCUCCAAAUGUUCGAACAGACGAGACUAUUCUUUGACUUGCCACAAGAAGAAAAGGAAAAGGUCACAAAGCAAAGCCACCUCGUUGGAGGAUACGAAGGUUGGAGGUUCUACGACUUGAACAAGACGGGAGAUGGUGGAAAGCUCGAUAACAAAGCAGAGGAUGAUGAAGGCGGAUGGAACGAAGGCUUUGCCAUCGCCCCCGAGUGGGGGACAAACUGCUUCCCGCAACAAUGCGCAUCAUCAUCAUCUUCACAAUUCAAUGCUCAUCAGUUUGAAGUCGUAUGCAAGGCAUACUUUCACGCCAUCCAAGAGCUGGGCAGGCAUGUCCUCGGCAUGAUUGCAGAGGGAUUGGGGAUGGAGAGUGACUUCUUCGAGGGAUAUCUUCACGAACAAAACUCAUUUUGCCGGCUGACUCACUACUAUCGGGCGGAGGAUCCAAAUGCGCCACGGAGAGUUGCACUCGAGAUGGGUGCAGCCCCUCACACCGAUUGGGGUGCAUUGACAUUGCUAAUUCAGGAUGAAAUUGGUGGCCUUCAAGUCUUUGACCGGUCAACCGAGACGUGGCAUGAUGUUCCUCCUUUACCACUGGGCUCGGCCAUCGUCUGCAAUAUCGGCGAUCUCCUAGGACGCUGGACCAACGACUCGUAUAGAAGACGCGUUCUGCUCUGCCUGACGGUAGCCACCGGCGCCAUCUGGUUCACGAACCAUUUCGACGUCCAUCUCUCCAUUCAUCCCAAGCACAGCAAUCUUCCACGAGUUCCACCAUACUGCAAACCGCACCUACCAGGACCAUUGCUUCUCACGGAUCCACCAACACCAUCCAACCCAACAAUCAGGCGACUCGGCGCGGUAUUAGACCAUGUAUUCAGGCAGAGAGCUGCAAGGGAUGAUAUGGAUAGUCUGGUGGUUGGCGUCGUGGGCGUAAAUGGCUUGCUUUGGAGCAGAGGCUACGGCAGAUUAAAGGCAAAUGAUUCCGCGGACACGAGUGUGCCAAACGAGCACUCUAUAUAUAGAGUUGCAUCUGUAUCAAAGCUGUUUGCGACACUGGAAACGUUUAUACUUCGGGACCGUGGCCAUUUACAUUGGGAUGACCCUGUGACGCGAUUCUAUCCUAAUUUUACUCGUGGUGCACAUGGUUGGCAUCAACGAUUACUUGGCUCUGCCUCUGAGGACCAGGAACCUAUAACCCUCCGGCACUUGGCUUCACACAUGUCCGGUAUAGGACGUGAUUAUCCUCCUGAAAAUUUGGACAGCUGGCCAGAUAUGGAUGUCCCAAUGGGCUUACUAUCGCCAAGCGGAGCGUACCCUCAAAAGGACGAAAUAUUCAAAGCAAUCUCAGAAUAUCCACUUGUUUCUCCGCCAAACACCUUUCCAGUUUACUCUAAUACGGGCUUUUCCCUCCUUGGAUGGUGCAUCACGGUUGCGGAUCAGCAACAGUCAGGUACUGAGAUUAGCUACGCGGAUCUAAUCAAAAGGGAUAUAUUCGAACCGCUGGGGAUGAACGGGAGCUCUUUCCUGUUGACAAAGGACAAAUACGCCAAUAUGGCACUUCCGCAGAUACCAGACGAAGCGGAAUACGACAUGACCGAAGCCCACAACUCUGCCGGUGGUCAAUUCUCGUCUGUUUCCGACCUUGCAAAGACGGUUCAGGUUCUGCUGAAUCCUAGACACUUCAGGGCGCUUCUGUCGUCAUACUCCAUUCGAGAAUGGUUCAGACCACUCCACAUUUUCCCAGACCGUCUUACCCAAGCAGGUCUUGUCUGGGAAAUCUUGGAGACAGAAGACACACGUGGCCGAACUCAGCAUUACUAUUCCAAGUCGGGAAAUCUACAAUAUUAUCACUCUGAAGUCUCCAUCAACCGCGAACUAGGAUUUGGAGUCAUCGUGCUCAUGGCCGGAGUCUAUGCCGACGCAAGUUGGUUCUCAAAGAGGAUGAUCAACACAUUUCAGCCCGCUUUCGAGGGCCUCCUCGCUCAUCAGACUGUGAAGCGGUACGCAGGAACGUGGAAGAGUGAGGGAGAAAACGAGAUCGUUGUGCAAGUCAAGGCGGGAGUUCUAUGGAUUACAAAGGCCGUUAUCAACGGGUUUGACAUGCUCAAGGUGUAUACAGGUAAUAUUCCAGCUGCACUGUGGUCGACAGGACGAUUGGACGAGUUCAGAAUCGCCAUAGGUCGAGCAGCCCUCAAUCUCGAUCCCUCCAUGGGGUGCUUGCCAUAUUGGGUCACCUUUGAUCCAUUCAACUCGCGGGAUGCGCCAGUUGAUCUGAUACUUUUCGAAAACCAGGACGAAAAUUGGGUACUACGUUACCCAUCCACCAUGUCCUACGCUCCAGCCGACGCCACUGCAAAAGGACGAGUGCUCCUUGCCUACUCUGGAGGUCUUGAUACGUCGUGCAUCCUCGCUUGGCUCAUUGAGCAAGGCUACGAGGUCUAUACCUUCAUGGCCGAUGUUGGCCAGGAGGAGGAUUUCGCAGCAGCUGAAGCAAAGGCUCUCAAAGUCGGAGCCAAAAAAUUCUUCAAGAGCGAUCUUCGAAAGGAAUUUAUCACCGAACUCAUCUAUCCAGCAAUCCAAGCUAACUGCAUCUACGAAAAUGUCUACCUUCUCGGAACAUCUCUCGCUCGUCCCGUUAUUGCACGUGGAAUGAUGGAGGUUGCGGAGCGGGAGGGUUGCGAUUAUGUCUCGCAUGGAUGCACUGGAAAGGGCAACGACCAAGUUCGAUUCGAGCUCGCAUUCUAUGGCCUAAAGUCAGACAUCAAAAAUUCUACAACCGCUUCGCCGGUCGUGGCACUCCUCCAAUAUGCGGCCGAGAAGAACAUCCCUGUGGCACAGACUGCCGCCAAACCAUGGUCGACAGACGAAAACUUGUUCCACAUCUCCUAUGAAGCCGGAAUUCUUGAAGAUCCUGCGACAUGUCCUCCUGCUGAUAUGUGGAAGCUCACGGCCAACCCCGAGGACGCACCCACAGAGCCAGACAGGAUCACUAUCGAAUUCAAGACAGGUCUCCCCGUAAAAGUCGUCGUCAAGUCCCAACAAGACAAGACCUACACCGACUCAGUCGAAAUCUUCCUGGCACUCAACGCACUUGCUCGCAAACACGGCAUCGGCAGGAUCGACAUUGUCGAGAAUAGAUUCAUUGGUGUCAAGUCUCGCGGGUGCUACGAAAGCCCUGGCGCAACCGUCCUUCGUGCCGCCCAUAUCGAUUUGGAAGGUUUGACGUUGGAUCGCAAUGUUCGUGCGUUGAGGGACCAAUUCCUCACCGUCGAGCUGUCACGAAUUUUCUAUAAUGGAUACUUCUUCUCCCCCGAGCGCGAAUUCCUUACUGCCGCGAUCCCAGCGUCGCAGAGAACAGUUAAUGGAACCGUCGCCUUGAAGCUUUACAAGGGAAAUACCAUCAUCGAAGGUCGUUGGUCAGAGGAAGGCCUGUAUGACGAACAGCAGAGCUCGAUGGACGAACUCGGCGGCUUCGAACCGAGCGACACAACAGGUUUCAUCGCCAUCGAGUCGAUCAGAAUCAAAAAAUGGUGCCAAGCCAAUGUCCGCAAAGGACAGGCUGGGGUCAAACCAGAGGAUGUGUAUGGUGCUCGCAUCUGA